GCGGUUCGGAGUCUCGGCAGCCGCAGGUCCUGGCAGCUAAGAGGCAGGCACGCAGGUCCUGGCAGGAAACGGCGGCAAUGCGAGAUGGAGUCGCCAGCGUCGGGGGAAGGUUCUGGAGCAGCAGGAGAGCUCGUAGCUGGGGAGCCUAGGUCUGCGUCUCGGGGGUCCCUGGGAGCCGCCAGGUGGAAGCUACUCCGGCAGGUUCUGAAGCAGAAACACUUGGAUGAUAAUCUACGACAAAUAUCUGUAAGAAGAUUUGAAUCCUUUAAACUGUUUUCAGUAACAGAAAUAAAAAAGAGGAAAACAGAAGAUGAGGCUGAUACCUGGGUUAAGUAUACAAGUGUGUUUUAUCCUGAAUACAGUAUUUCUUUAAGGAAUAAUCAAGGAUCUAUAAAUGUUGAAGAUAUUUUUACCAGUUUUGACAACACAGGGAAUAUCUGUAUCUGGCCUUCUGAAGAGGUUCUGGCCUACUACUGCCUCAAGCACAAUCAGAUGUUCAGGGACCUUGCUGUGUGUGAGCUAGGGGGUGGCUUGACAUGCUUGGCUGGGCUCAUGGUUGCUAUUUCUGCAGAUGUCAAAGAAGUUCUGUUAACUGAUGGGAAUGAAAAGGCCAUCAAAAAUGUGAACGACAUCAUCAAAAGGAACCAGAAGGAAGGUGUAUUUAAGACUCAAGCAAUAUCAAGCUGCGUUUUACGAUGGGAUAAUGAGACAGAUGUCUCUCAACUGGAAGGACAUUUUGACAUUGUUAUGUGUGCUGACUGCCUGUUUCUGGACCAGUACAGAGCUAGCCUUGUUGAUGCAAUAAAGAGAUUACUCCAGCCCAAUGGGAAAGCGAUGGUAUUUGCCCCACUCCGAGGGACUACUCUAAACCAGUUUUGCAAUCUAGCUGAAAAAGCUGGUUUCUCUCUCCAAAGACAUGAAAAUUAUGAUGAACACAUUUCAAACUUCCACUCCAAGGGCUUUGGUUAUACUGCACCCACCUUCUGCAACCACCUUGCUCUGGAGCCAAUCUGCAGGAGGUGGUGGAUGCUCUGAAAACACUGGCUUUGCAUCUGUCCCAAGUAUGGGGAGGAGAAAACAAAACCCAGCUCGCCACUCCUGCCUCUCUCGGACCUUUUGCUAGCUACGGAAGGCACUGCCCAGCUGGGCGGCUCAAACGUGUCCAGAUGUGAGGUUGGCAAAUUGUUGAGUGGCACAGAGCUCUGACUUAGGAAAUGGCUGGAAAUGUUGUCAGCUUGAAAUUUUAUUAAUAAAAAUCGCCUCAUUCAUGAAAAUCGCUUUUAAAAUGCCAUUUCCUCUCAAGCAUUGUUUUUUUUUUUCUCUAUUUAAAACUACCUGUGUUGAUUUAUUUUCUCUCUGUGUGUAUGCAUGUGCUCACACACAUGUGUGCACUUGGUAAUGAAAAUAGUCUCUGGCUCUGUGGUAAAGUCAGGACAUUGUGUCAAAAGAACGGCCAUAUUGCAUUUCUGCUUAUCUAUUCAAAAUGCCACAUUAUAAGUGGCUGGUGCUCAGAAUCUGUGUGGUGUGCUGUUGAUAAUUGUGGAUACUGUAAAGGGUAAACAGUAUGAACUCCACUCCUGCGGCAGCUAUUCACAGGGUAAGGCUGAGUGUGUUACAUCCAAUUAUGAAGUAAAGCAUAAUGCUACUAAUAGCAGCUAUGUAAUUUAGUUCAGUCCUCAAAGACCUUGCUUUAACCUGCAAAAUUGAAAAAUUGUUUUAUUCACAAUUUGCUUUUUGUUCAUUUUUUUUAAAAGGUGCCUUUUCAUUUCUUAAAAUUAUAAUUAUUAAUUGGGCACAGAAAUAUAGCUUUGAUACAUGGAAUUACUCUUAAGCCACAUAACAUUCCCCACCGAAGCAGGUAUUUUUCUAACUGUUUUGUGUGUGUUUCAAGUACCCUGAUGCUAUAGUCUUGACACGUUCAUGAUCUGGUGACAGGUUAUAAUAUUUUCUUGGAGGGUUCCCUCCUCCUCCAUCGCCGGAAGGGCUCACAUAUGGCAUUGAACUGGACCUACCCCCUUCCAGGAAUGAAGCCUCCGUUUUGGCCUGCAGAGGUCAGCACAGAAUCCAAGUUAAAAGUGGUUUCUAGUCCAUAUUUACAGAAGAAUUAUUUAUCCCACAUAUUACCUCAGGGACUUUAUAAAGAGCUCAUUUGAGUCUCUCUCUAUUAGUACAUUGUGAGUGAGUAGGUCAGCUGAUUCAAGCUGAGUAAUCAACUUUCCUUUAUCCCCACUCCCUGAGGAAAGAAUUCAGCUGCCUUUGCCCCCCUCUACCCAGUGUAAAGCAUUUGGGGGGAAUUCCCUCUGUCACUCUCCUAAGUUGGGGGCAAGUAGGAUAAGAAAUGUUUGGACAUAGUAGGUCCUGACUGGUGAUUUUGCUAUAGGAAAUCUGUGAGUUCAUUUAUCUACUAUUCCUCUAAGAAUGAACAAAACGGGGAACUGAGAUUAAAAAAAAAUAAAGAUUAAAAGAAAACUAUGUUGGGGUGACAAGAAUCUAUAAAGACCUUUCCAAAUUGAUAAUCUUCUAGGAAAUGAAUUGAAGUUACUUUAGUGAUUAUGCAACCAAUACCUCGAUAAAGUAGAUUAGAAAGAAAAAACUAAAUCAGCUUUUCCCCCACGCAAAGAGAAAAGUGUGUUAAUUAAUGAGGGGCCCAAAGCUUCGGGAGCCACUUCCCAGCUAAGAACUAUGCUCUAGAGAAGGUCUACAUUCCAAUUACAUUUACAGUAACCUCUCCUACACGAACUCAUAUUUUAUUUUUGGGGAAUGGGGAGAAAGCAGAACUAAGCUGCUCUAUUUUAGAAUGGAGGUGGUGUUUGUAUACCAAUCCCUAAAUUAGUUUAUUUUCCAAUUGAAAAUAUUAUGCAGGGUGUCCUUAUCCCCCAUCACUUUUAAAAAAUAAAAUAUUUAACAAGUAUUUCUUAAAAAUCCAAUCAAAGGUCUCAGAUUAAACACUCAAAAAAAUAUGAGUUUGCUAUUUAUAACAUACAAAAUAUCUUUUACCAUUCUGGCAAAUUAAGGAUAUGUUCAUUCUAGAUUUGUCAGUCUUUUAAAAAAAUUUUUAAUUUAUUAUGGAAGCUUGAUGAAGCUUGACCUAAAGAGUUGGUGCUCUGUUUUCCUCUGAGAAAGGAGUUUUUGAAUUUCACAUCAUUAAUUUAAAAAUAAAUAAAUAGCAAACUCUUCAGGAGCAGCUACCCUGCCCGAUAUAUGAGCCCAGACAAACCUUGUUGUGUCGAGGCAUUGCCAGGGUCUGGUAAUGUCUAGCGAUCUCUAGCACAAUGGGGUGGGGAGGAGGAUGGAGCUUCAGCAUCAUUACACAUAGCUUGGUCUAGGGCUGGUAAGUUAACCUCCUGGUGAAAAACUUCACACUUUCUGGUGAAAUCCUUGGGUAAUAUCAUUAACUUCCUGAGUCAGUAAUUUGUUUUUGGAUUUUUUUUUGUAAAAUGCUGUUUGUGUCCUGAAAAGUGCUGUUCAUAAAAAAUUACUAAUGAUUCAUAUCUUCAUAAUGCUGUCAUUGGGUUUCCAGAGUACUAAAAUUAUGUUUGCUUUUAAAUUGUGUAUCAGACAGUGGAUGCUUAGGGAUUGAUAUUUUUUCAUAAAUGGUACAUUUAUGAUCUAGAUAAGAGGUUAGUUAUUAUCUAUAGAUUAAAAACUCAUCUUUUUAUUUUUUAA
Messenger RNA from Antechinus flavipes (yellow-footed antechinus), 3666 nucleotides. It is a transcript of the gene CAMKMT, whose product is annotated as calmodulin-lysine N-methyltransferase. Gene Ontology annotation, cellular component: cytoplasm. The coding region runs from base 85 to 1035 and encodes 316 amino acids. The transcript is spliced from 11 exons. The record is from RefSeq and is a predicted model, not a curated record. NCBI's taxonomy places the organism in Eukaryota, Metazoa, Chordata, Mammalia, Dasyuromorphia, Dasyuridae. Gene Ontology annotation, molecular function: calmodulin-lysine N-methyltransferase activity.